Messenger RNA from Anguilla anguilla (European eel), 1281 nucleotides. Its product is annotated as voltage-dependent calcium channel gamma-5 subunit. Gene Ontology annotation, molecular function: voltage-gated calcium channel activity; channel regulator activity. Gene Ontology annotation, biological process: calcium ion transport; postsynaptic neurotransmitter receptor diffusion trapping; neurotransmitter receptor transport, postsynaptic endosome to lysosome. Lineage: Eukaryota; Metazoa; Chordata; Actinopteri; Anguilliformes; Anguillidae. The coding region runs from base 443 to 1270 and encodes 275 amino acids. Gene Ontology annotation, cellular component: postsynaptic density membrane; AMPA glutamate receptor complex. The transcript is spliced from 6 exons. The record is from RefSeq and is a predicted model, not a curated record.
GAGUUCUGCAACCUACCUGUUCAUGGGUCGGGGUAGCAUUCUACCUUUUCAAAAAGCCGUAAUGUAGUCUAUUCAGUCUGUAAAAAGGUUUCAGAAGCGUGAGAAUCUUCAUGAGGAAGACAUAACUGUAGACAUACGCCUCUGGCUACAGUGUCUGUUCUGCGGUUGCUGGCUAAAUUUGGCUAAAUGUUGAUUUCUGGCGAAGCUGCUUGAAAUCUCCAAAGACAGACCCACCUGCACGCGCGAUUACAGGAGUGCGCGCGCGGAGCUCGUAUUGUCCUGUUGCAAGGCAAUCCGCGCGCUACACAUUUCUUUCUCACAUCCUCUCUGCGUUCUACGUGAAGACAAACAAAGAGCGGUACAGGGGUGAAAGAACAACACAGCGAGGAAUAGUUAUCUUGCCGAGUCUUCAUAAUAGCGCCCCCUGCUGGAGACCUGUGGAAUGAGCAUAUGCGGCAGGAAGGCGCUGACGUUGCUGAGCAGCGUGUUCGCGGUGUGCGGCCUGGGGUUGCUGGGCAUCGCCGUGAGCACGGACUACUGGCUCUACCUGGAGGAGGGCGUCAUCCUGCCCCUCAACCAGAGCGCCGAGAUCAGGAUGUCCCUGCACUCCGGCCUCUGGAGGGUCUGCUUCCUGGCGGGGGAGGAGACAGGCCGCUGUUUCACCAUCGAGUAUGUGAUGCCCAUGAACGUCCAGAUGACCUCAGAGUCCACCGUCAGCGUGCUGAAGAUGAUCCGCUCGGCCACACCCUUUCCCCUGGUCAGCCUCUUCUUCAUGUUCAUCGGGUUUGUGCUGAACAACAUCGGACACAUCCGACCGCACCGCACGAUCCUGGCCUUCGUUUCCGGAAUCUUCUUCAUCCUCUCAGGUCUGUCCCUGGUCGUGGGCCUGGUGCUGUACAUAUCCAGCAUCAAUGACGAGAUGCUUAACAGGACCAAGAACAGCGAGGCCUACUUCAGCUAUAAGUACGGCUGGUCUUUCGCCUUCGCCGCCAUCUCCUUCCUGCUGACUGAGACGGCGGGCGUGAUGUCCGUCUACCUGUUCAUGAAGCGGUACACGGCGGAGGAGAUGUACCGGCCGCACCCCGGCUUCUACCGCCCCCGCCUCAGCAACUGCUCCGACUACUCGGGCCAGUUCCUGCACCCGGACGCCUGGGUCCGCGGCCGCAGCCCCUCCGACAUCUCCAGCGAGGCCUCCCUGCAGAUGAACUCCAACUACCCCGCCCUGCUCAAGUGCCCCGAGUACGACCAGAUGUCCUCCUCGCCCUGCUGAGCCCCCCCCCC